Drosophila kikkawai is the source of this 889-nucleotide messenger RNA. RefSeq names its product prefoldin subunit 3. NCBI's taxonomy places the organism in Eukaryota, Metazoa, Arthropoda, Insecta, Diptera, Drosophilidae. Gene Ontology annotation, molecular function: tubulin binding. Gene Ontology annotation, cellular component: cytoplasm; prefoldin complex. The record is from RefSeq and is a predicted model, not a curated record. Gene Ontology annotation, biological process: microtubule-based process; protein folding; tubulin complex assembly.
GUGAAAUCUUUCAAAAAUAAAAUUAUUAGUUUAAACAUAUUAUUCCCUUUAAAAUUUUUAUAAUAUUCCAAAUUCCCCACAAUGUUUGCCUUUAUUGAGGACAUUAAGAUGCAGCCCCUUGGCAACCGAAAGUCCUUUACACCCAUCGUCAAAGCCGAAUACAUUGGGAAUGUGGGAGCCUAUAUAGCCCAGACCGAGUUCAACUCGGAUGUCCAGACGGCCCUCAAUCUGCAGAACACGUUCUACAAAAAAUAUAGUUUACUGGCUUGGAAGCUGGAGGAGCAGAAAACAGCGAUAAUCAUGCGCCUGGAGGAAGCCAAGGCCAACAUGAAGCUGGUUGACAUGUUCAUGCGUAAGCCCGGCGAGGAGCAUAAAAAUAUGAUGCACAUGACCUACGGGGUGUUCCGAUGGGUUACCAUACAGCCAGUGGAGAAGGUGAUCCUCCAGGCGAACUCUAGUACUCUCCAGAUGGAAUUUGCUUUGCCGGAGGCUAUGGAGUUCCUCAAGAAGGACAUUACCAAGCUGCAGCAGCAGCGGCUGCAGGUUGAUCACGACAUCGACUACCUGGAGGAUCAGGUUCAUGUCACUGAGCUGAAUAUGGCUGUUUUGAAGAAAUACGAAAUGCGGAAGCAGCAACAGGAAAUUGAAGGAUGUAUGGCCUCAAGGGAUUAAGUAGUUGGGUGUCUUUAAAAUUGCAUUAGAAAAUAGUUGAAGAAUUUGUAAAAUGUUAAAUUUGAUUUCAGAAAUGAACUACAACUACUUCCCUACAAAUUCAAGUAGACAAACCUUUAAAGAAAAAUCUCUUAUCAAUAUAGAAUCUCCUAAAAAUUGUUAUUCCCUAGAAAUACUAACUUUAAGAGAAUAAAACCCCACUAAUGGUUUAAUUGUA